Molecule: messenger RNA, 1189 nt
Organism: Hibiscus syriacus
Lineage: Eukaryota; Viridiplantae; Streptophyta; Magnoliopsida; Malvales; Malvaceae
Exons: 9
Coding region: 142-1140 (332 amino acids)
Cellular component (GO): membrane
Source: RefSeq, a predicted model, not a curated record
GUCCAUAAAAAAAUUUGAACACAACAAACCAUCUUUCCAGUUCAUUCAUUAUUUAGUACCCAAACAACAAAACAGAGAAUCAAUCAGCUGUGGUUUACCGUGAGUUCUUUAACAGGAGCAGGAGAUUCUUGGCAACCGGCAAUGACUGCUAAUACCACCACCCCAGGAUACUGGUUCAACUGGAGGGUCUUGCUCUGUGCGCUUUGGGUCUUGUUUACAGCAAUUGUUUCCUUGAUUAUGAUAUGGAAAUGUGAAGGUCUCCGUAAACCGAAUCAGGAUGGUGAAGAAACUCAACAAGACACGGAGGGAUCUCUUCAUGAAGAUGAGACCUGGAGGCCAUGUUUAAAAGGGAUUCACCCUGCAUGGUUGAUGGCUUUCAGACUUGUUGCUUUCUUCGUGCUUUUGAUAUUGCUAAUAGUCACCGCUUUUGUAGAUGGAGGCAGCAUUUUCUACUAUUAUACUCAGUGGACUUUCACACUGAUCACCAUUUAUUUUGGGCUGGGAUCGCUGCUCUCCAUACGUGGAUGUUACCAAUACCACAAAAGGGUUAGCGGUGACAAGGUCGACAAUGUAGAGUUAGAUGCAGAGCAAGGGAACCAUGCCGGUGCUGCAUCUGGAGAAACAUCUAUCAAUGCAGGAAAAAUCAUUAGCCCCGAGCCUCCUGAAGGACACCUUGUUCGCCAACGUGCAGGCACUUGGGGUUAUGUCUUUCAAAUAAUUUUCCAGAUGAAUGCAGGUGCUGUUUUGCUGACGGAUUGUGUUUUUUGGUUCAUAAUUGUGCCCUUCCUUGCCAUUAAAGAUUACAAUCUCAGUGUUCUUGCUAUUAAUAUGCAUACCAUCAAUGCUGUUUUCCUGCUUGGUGAUACUGCUUUAAACUGCUUGCGCUUCCCCUGUUUCCGGAUUGCCUACUUCUUCCUAUGGACUGUGAUAUAUGUUAUAUUCCAAUGGCUCGUUCAUGCUUGUGUGAAUAUCUGGUGGCCGUAUCCAUUUCUUGAUUUGUCAUCAUCGUAUGCUCCCUUAUGGUACUUUUUGGUAGCAUUGAUGCAUUUCCCAUGCUAUGGCGCCUUUGCUUUUCUGCUAAAGCUGAAACACCAUGUGUUUUCAAGAUGGUUCCCCGAGUCCUACCAGUGUGUGAGGUAGCUUGAAAUGUUAUGGACACAAUUUGACUAGAACAAGGUUCUGAAGAAAA